Molecule: messenger RNA, 5070 nt
Organism: Salmo salar (Atlantic salmon)
Lineage: Eukaryota; Metazoa; Chordata; Actinopteri; Salmoniformes; Salmonidae
Product: protein NPAT
Cellular component (GO): nucleus
Molecular function (GO): protein binding; transcription coregulator activity
Source: RefSeq, a predicted model, not a curated record
ACGUGUGCUCGACUUCCCCGCCUUUUCACGUAUCGUAGGAUGUUGCGUACAAAACACCCUGGAUGUUUUGACCAAAUGUAACGUUACUUUCUUUAUUCGCGAUUAAUUUAUUCUUACUUGAUUUUACAGAUAAUGUAACUUGUACUUGUUGCAGUAAUGUUGCUUCCGUCUGACAUAGCGCGGCUCGUUUUAGGAUACAUGCAACAAGAGGGACUGUGUUCUACAAGCCAGGCAUUCAUUCGUGAAAGCCCCAAUUUGAAGGAGUACGCAGAACACAGCUCAGAUGAUGCAACUAUUCCUGCUUGUGUUUUUUCCCUCUUUGGAAAAAACCUGACAACUAUUUUGAAUGAGUAUGUUGCUGUCAAAGCUAAAGAGACGAUUGAAGAGACUCAGAUACCUGUCAUGAUGACAUCAUUGUGGAAAAAGCUUGAUUUCACACUCAAUCAAAUCAAGUCGAUGCAGAACUCCCCAGCUAUUAUCCAGAAUCAAAGACUCCGCACACGUAAUGGGAUCGUGAACAUAAGGGGGCGACAGAGAGUCUUAUCAUCAACUCAGUCCCCCAGCUCUGGGUUUCUGUCAUCGUCGGCCCCCACGUCGACCCAGGGCAUCGCCACCCCAGUCUGCUACAGCUCCCAGCAGACCAGACCCUCCCCCAUCUGCAGCAUACAGCCCCAGAUCCAAGAUGGAGGACGUCUGCUCAUCAAUGUGAACCGGGAGUCACCGUUGCAAAUAACAGUUCCAGACAACCGGUUAACCCCAGGACCAUUAUCCCCAGGGCGUCGGAAAUGUGACUCCCCCAGGAGGAGAGGUGGGGGCUCCAGUGGAUCCAGUGGGACUGGAAGAGCCAACAUGGCGGCCAGUAGCCUGACAGCAGAGCCCCAGAGUGAAGAGGCAGUCACAGAGAAUUUCCCUCAAAUGUUGAUACAAAAUGCAAGAGAGAGGAUUCUAAAUGACAAGUCCUUACAAGAGAAGCUUGCUGAAAACAUCAACAAAAUUCUAGCUAGUGAUGUCAGUCCUCAGGCUUUAAAGGCAUCAUGCAGCACCAUGGAGCCUGACCAGUCAAUAGAUGAAAUUCUGGGCCUGCAGGGGGAGAUUCAUAUGUCUAAUGAUGUUAUACAAGACAUUUUGGAGCAGACAGAGUCCGACCCAGCCUUCCAGGCUCUCUUUGACCUCUUUGAUUACGGCAAAAGCAGAACCAGUGAGGAUACUGAACAAGGAGCUGGAAACGUGAGCAAUACCACCACAGAGAAUGGUGAGACUGAGACUAGAUGUAUUGACGGCUCUCCUGAGACUGAAGACCCAGGCACUGGGCCUGAAAACUCGACAUGUGGACAAGAAAAUAGAGUAACAAAGUCCAGUCAAGAGCCCAAGAGUAAGAAAACAAGGAAAUCUGCACCUCCGGUUUCAAGCACUUCAAAGGCAACUCCUGGACCCAGUAGCAGAGGGUUGAGAAGGGGAGCUAUCUCAACAACUCCUGGACCCAGUAGCAGAGGGUUGAGAAGGGGAGCUAGCUCAACAACUCCUGGACCCAGUAGCAGAGGGUUGAGAAAGGGAGCUAUCUCAACAACUCCUGGACCCAGUAGCAGAGGGUUGAGAAAGGGAGCUAUCUCAACAACUCCUGGACCCAGUAGCAGAGGGUUGAGAAAGGGAGCUAUCUCAACAACUCCUGGACCCAGUAGCAGAGGGUUGAGAAAGGGAGCUAGCUCAACAACUCCUGGACCCAGUAGCAGAGGGUUGAGAAAGGGAGCUAGCUCAACAACUCCUGGACCCAGUAGCAAAAGGGUGAGAAGGGGAGAUAUUGCAACUCGACCCUCAGCACGUAUUGAUCAACUUACCGCCGCUGCUUCUUCUGCCGCAAAGGACUCUGAUAGGGUUGACUCAGGCUCCAUCUUUAAUCCGGAUAUAUCAGGCGUGGAUAUAGAUGAACCUCUGAAUACUCCUCCUCUUGACAGUAUAGCUCCGCCAGAUGUCUUUGAGCCAGUCAGACAGGAGAGUGGAACAAAUCGUCCGGCUUCAGCAUGCAACACACCUUCAUCUGAAACCAGGAUGGUCUCUGCUGUGAAAAACAUAUUUAGCAAUGAGAACACAGUGGGGGCUGAUGGUAGACAAGUGAUGGAUAACCAAGCUUCACUUCUUAACUCUUCACCUUCCCUGUCCAAUUCCAUGCCAGUGCUGGAUCAGUCAAACAAGGCUCCCAUACAGGCCUCUAACCUGCCUCAUAGGAAUAUUGCCCCUCCCAGCAGUGUAGGAAUUUCACAACCUCUACCACAGACCAUACACUCUAUGGCUGUCCCCUCAACAGUUACAACAACUCCUGCUGCCGCAACCUUCAUCCCCAACCCUACAGGCAAGGAAGUAGACCCCAGUAAGAUUGUGGCCCUGAAGAUCAUAAUCAGCGAUGAGCAAGAGGAGCCCUCUAGUGACUCAGCCUUGAACCAGGCUGUGUCCAGCAUCACUGGGGAUAGGAUCCCCACCAUCUUCCUCUCCUCCCCCUCCAAGUCACCUGCUAAGGCCCCGGCCCUCAGUGGCGCCCCCAUGGCUCAGGAGGAGACUGUGCAGGCGGUGAGCAGCUUACAGAGGACAGAAGUCCUCCAGCCAGCAGAAACCAAUCCUCUUAGUGGGAAAGCAGGGGAUGUGGCAGCAUUGGCAGGGAUGUCAUCUGUGUUGACACAGCCUGGCUACUACAUUCAGCUGCCCUUUGAUUCAGCCACAUCCACCAACAGCUACAUCUUAGUGACAGACACAACAGCCACAGACCCCCAGUCCAACAAGGGGAUAUUACCCAGUGGCGCCCCACAGGUACAGAGUGUACCCCCUACCUCAUAUACUCUGGCCACUCCACCCCGCUAUUCCCCUGGAUCUAGACUCAUCAUAUCUUCACCAGUUCAGCCCAUGCUGCAAAGCAUGGUGGUUCCUGUAUCUGUUGUUGGGCAGAACAAUGCAACACAGUUCUCAAUAGUUCCUAAUCAGUUGAUAGCCAUGCCUAGCCCUGCUUCAGCAAAGCCGCCAGCAGCAGUGAAUACCAAGCCUGAACUGGCUCCCAAGGACACCACAGUCUCAGGAAAAACGGGAGCUUCUGGAUUGAAUAUGGUUACAAAGCAGGUCCACCCGCAAUCCUCUGAAAGCACAGGGCAGCAGAAGGUAGCAGUUGGCUCGAGCCCCAGCCAUAGGAGGAUGCUUCGCUUUGAUGGGUCUGCUGGUGAAACUUCCACCUCCAAAGCUCCAGCAACAGCUACUCCUGUAUCGCCUGUCCAACAGGUGGAGAAAGAGAUGCCUAAAUCCGCCUCUGCUAUCUUGGGGAGCAGCAGGCCAAAAAGGAGAAUAGAGACUGUAAGAUGUACAGACAACACUCAAACAUCAUGGGCCGGAACAGAGACGGAGAAAUCCUCCACUGUCCAAAAGCAGAAAGAACCUGUGAAAAAGACCCCUUCAAAGAGGGACGCAGAUCAAAAUGCUAGAGGUCAAAGUGCAAGUACCAGUAGAUCUCAGAGUGCUGGUAGCAGUAGGACUGAUGUCUCACAGUCAGAGUCCAGGAAGAGAUCUCAAUCAGCAGACAAGAAGGAUGAUGGUGGAGCAGGACCUAAGGAUGCCCAGAGCUCCAGGUCCUCUUCCUCUGAUCACAGACUGAGAUCAGGGAGCAGGAAAGAGAAAGACGCAUGUAGACAAGAGCCUACUGAGAAAUCUCCUGCCAAGGAGCGGGAGGGACGGACAGAGAAAAGGACAUCUUCUCAGGACCCCCCUCAUGUCACUGCCAAUAAGGAGAAUGAGCUGGAGGGGGGAAGGCGAGAGCAGCAGCCAACACCAGCACCAAGAGCAUUCAGCCCGGCCCCAGUGGGCUCACAAAUCUCUGUCCCCCUGGCUUGCUCCAGCAAAAUCCCCUCCAAGACCAGCCCACUGACCAAGCAGGCAGCUGAAAUGCUCCACGACAUCCAGGGUCUAAACCUUCCCUCCAGCCCUCCUAAGAGGCCAGGCAUAGGCUGUCUGGAGCUGCCUCUUCCUCGGACCCCUGGCCGUCUCCAGGAGUCUCUAUACUGCCCCAGGACCCCUGCACGUCAGAGGCUGGACAGAGACGGAGAGGGCACCCCCAGGCACCUGGUCCCUCCCACCACCCCGGACCUUCCCUCCUGCAGCCCAGCCAGCGAAGCAGGGAGUGAAAACAGCAUCAACAUGGCGGCCCACACACUGAUGAUCCUAUCCCGAGCCGCCAUUGCCAGGACAGGCACCCCACUGAAAGACAGCUUGCGCCAGGAGGGGGCUGGAACAGUGACCCCUGUAGCCUUCAAGAGCAAGAAGCGCAAGCAACCUGAGCCCCUGGCCAGCCCGCCAGCAAAUAAAGAUAUCUCAGGUUCAUCUGGCAGUAAGAAGAAAGCAAAGAAACAGCAGAAACUAAUGGAUUCCUUCCCCGAUGACUUGGAUGUCGAUAAGUUCCUGUCUUCACUGCAUUAUGAUGAGUGAUGGGUUGAGUUAUAGCAGUUUGACAAUGAGAUGAGAAUCUCCCAAACACUACCUACCUACUCUCCAGGAAUUGAACAAGCCAUAAUUUACUGUCACAGUGCCUAUGGUUAACCCAUAGGAGUUAGGCACCUGUGGUCUAGUGGAGCAUGUCCUCAGCUAUUAUUUUUUCUUCUAUGGUAUGUCUGCUUGUAGGGUUUGUCCUACAUCCUUUGACUUAACAACUAAUUAUAUUUGUGAUGUAUGUACUAUAUAGAAAUUAUUGCAGAAAUGCCAAAUUGAGAGCACUUUGGUUCCAUUCAAGGACUGUAAUGUUAAGAAUGGUUUCCCAAUCUUGUUGUAUUAAUAAUUUCAAGAAUUCGACCCUUUCCUUGGUCAAUAUUUCACUGUGUCUAAACUUUAAAUGAUCCACCCAACACACUAUGGCUGUGGUUAGACAGGCAGCACAAUUCUGAUCUUUAUUUCACUAAUUGGUAUUUUGACCAGAUCAGCUGUGAAAAGAUUGGUCAAAAGACCAAUUAGUGGAAAAAAUGUCAGAAUCGGGCUGUGUAAAAUAAAUUUGUGCAGAUGUUUUCUUUACUAGUGAUUUUAAAUUAAAUCUUGUUUUAGAAAAAUCGA